Hemibagrus wyckioides is the source of this 6296-nucleotide messenger RNA. RefSeq names its product neuropilin 2a (gene nrp2a). Gene Ontology annotation, biological process: vascular endothelial growth factor signaling pathway; axon guidance; angiogenesis. Gene Ontology annotation, cellular component: membrane. Lineage: Eukaryota; Metazoa; Chordata; Actinopteri; Siluriformes; Bagridae. Bases 481 to 3216 code for a protein of 911 amino acids. The transcript has 16 exons. Gene Ontology annotation, molecular function: vascular endothelial growth factor receptor activity; semaphorin receptor activity. The record is from RefSeq and is a predicted model, not a curated record.
CGCACGAACUCACUCCGUGCCUCACUCACUCACACACACAGUGAGAGAGAGAGAGAGUUUGAAGACGGAACGCACGCGGGUUUUGAGCUCAGAGCGGCGGCGGCGGCGGCGUUGUUGGUGUUGCGCGCGCGGACUCGGUGGAAGUGCUGGACCGGCUCGUGCGUGCGCUUUAACGACUUUACACUGCUGGAGUUUUUUUUUUAAUUUGUUGUCGCUGGUGGACCAUAAAGCCCGGUGCGCGAGCGAGAAACCAACAGGAACUUAAAUAAUCAUUUUAAAAUAUUAUUAAUAAAAAAACAAAAACAAAAAAGACGAAAGAGGUUUUUUUCCAACUCAACUUUUUUUCCUUUCUGAUGUGAACACACAUUUUCUCGGUUUCACGGAGGAGUUUUUUUUUCUGCGGCUUUGGUUUCUAUUAUUAUUAUUUUCUAAGAAUCAAGAUCUCUGCAGAUCUGAGAGGACUGAAGCGCGUUGGACACGAUGGAUAUCACACACACGCUCACACACACACUCCUGCUACUCGCGUGCUGCUGCUGCGGCUCCACGGUGCGAGCAGAGACAGAAGGUGAGAAGUGUGGUGGACCCAUCGAUGCCACCAACGCGGGAUAUAUCACUUCACCUGGUUACCCUUUGGAGUAUCCACCGCACCAGAACUGCGAGUGGGUAAUUACAGCCCCGGAACCCUCCCAGCGCAUCCUGCUGAACUUCAACCCCCAUUUCGAGCUGGAGAGGCUGGAUUGCAGGUAUGACUUCAUUGAGAUCCGAGACGGGAACUCAGACUCUGCUGAACUUCUGGGCAGGCACUGCAGCAACAUCGCUCCCCCAGCCAUCAUCUCCUCCGGCCCGGUCGUCAACAUCAAGUUCGUCUCUGAUUAUGCUCACCAAGGAGCCGGGUUCUCAUUGCGUUACGAGAUCCACAAGACUGGCUCAGAACACUGUUUCCGGAAUUUCACAGCACCAACUGGCGUGAUCGAGUCACCCGACUUCCCGGACAAGUACCCUCACAACCUGGAAUGCUCCUACAUCAUCAUCGCCCCUCCUCAGACAGAGGUUACCCUCACCUUCAAGACCUUCGACCUGGAGAAUGACCCUUUGCUGAUGACUGAAGCUGAAUGCAAAUACGACUGGCUGGAAGUGUGGGAUGGACUGCCCCAGGUUUCUCCACUGAUUGGACGAUAUUGUGGCAUGAAGAUCCCUCCAGAGAUUGUGUCCUCCACGGGUCUCCUGUCCCUCUCCUUUCACACCGACAUGGCGGUGGCCAAAGACGGCUUCUCUGCGCGGUACAACAUGACUCGCAAAGAUGUAACCGACAGCUUCCACUGCAACACUGUAUUUGGCAUGGAAUCAGGAAAGAUCUCAGACGAUCAGAUUUCCGCCUCAUCCUCGUUCUAUGAUGGCCGCUGGCUUCCUCGCAUGGCCCGUCUCAACAACGAGGACAACGCCUGGACACCUGCAGAGGACAGCAACAAGGAGUACAUUCAGGUGGACCUGCACUUCCUGAAGGUUCUAACAGGCAUUGCGACCCAGGGCGCUAUCUCGAAGGAGACGCAGAAGUCAUACUACGUCACCACCUUCAAGCUGGAGGUCAGCACAAAUGGAGAGGACUGGAUGAUGUAUCGGCAUGGCAAGAACCAUAAGAUAUUCCACGCGAACACUGAUCCAUCCGAAGUGGUUCUGAACCGCAUUCCUCAGCCCACUCUGGCCCGGUUCGUCCGCAUCAGACCCCAGACGUGGAAGAAUGGCAUCGCUUUACGCUUUGAGCUCUACGGCUGCCAGAUCACAGACGCUCCAUGCUCCGAGCUCCAGGGUCUUCUCUCUGGACAGCUUCCAGACUCGCAGAUCUCUGCGUCCUCGUUUCGAGAUCUCAAUUGGUCCCCGAGUGCGUCGCGUCUGGUGGCUAGCAGGUCCGGCUGGUUCCCCGCCCCACCGCAGCCACUGGCCGGAGAGGAGUGGCUCCAAGUGGACCUGGGAACAGCCAAGACGGUGAGUGGCCUCAUCACUCAGGGAGCGAGAGGCGGAGACGGAGGAACAAGCUCGGAAAACCGGGCCUUUGUACGGAAGUACCGCCUGGCCCACAGCGUGAACGGAAAAGACUGGAACUUUGUGAUGGACAGCAAAACCAGCAUGCCUAAGAUUUUUGAAGGGAACGUACAUUUCGACAUGCCCGAGUUGCGGCGGUUCGAGGAGCUAGUGGCUCGGUUUGUCAGGAUUUACCCUGAACGCUGGUCUCCUGGUGGCAUCGGCAUGAGGAUCGAGGUUCUGGGAUGCAGCCUUCCAGAAACGUCCACGGUUACCGUGCCAACAUCCACGGUCACUCGCUCUUCCCCUGCAGAAAGCAGCACGGCUCAUAAACUCAACUCCCCAACCUCAAGCACAUCUCCAGCAUCUCCCCCCUCUUCCAUGGUCCUGUGUGAUUUUGAGCAAGGUUUGUGUGGAUGGACUCAUGACCUGAACUCCGACAUCAUCUGGGCUUUGCACACCUCCAGCAAAAUCACAGCCCAAGGCCAGAGUCAGGACCUCUCUUUAGGCUCUAACAGUCUGGGAAACUACCUGUACGUCGAAGCUAGUCCCAAAACACAGGGAAAAAAAGCCAGGCUCUUCAGCCCAGAGGUAGGACCCGAAACAGGGCCUCUAUGUUUAAAGUUCUCCUAUCAGCUUGAGGAUGAGGGAACCCUCCGAGUGCUACUGCGUUACCCGCUUCAAGAGGAAACCCUGCUCUGGGUUCUCCAUGGCAGCCAGGGUUCCAUGUGGAAGGAGGGACGUACCAUCCUACCUCGAUCACCUAAGGAAUUCCAGGUGGUCAUUGAAGGCAUCUUUGAAAAGACAACCACAGGCCACAUCUGGAUUGAUAAUAUUCAUCUUAGCUCCAGCACGCCACUGGAGGAAUGUACACACCCUUUUGCUGCCUUUCAACCUGAUGUGCCUGGGGGAGCCCUACCAGGCAGGAGUGAGCCAACUGUAGAUACCCUGUCAGUGCCACCUAUUUCCCCCAACUGGUAUUACUUCAUGGCUGGCGGAGGUGCCAUCUUGUUCCUGGUCAUUGCCGUUGUCAUGGCCAUUGGCUGUCGCCGCCUGACAGCCAAGAGGAGCCGACCCACCAUGGCCUACUAUAGUCCCCACAGUGCUUACUACCCAAAUGGUGCCAUGCCCAGAGCAGGGGGGGGUCCUAAGUUGACUGUUUGGGUCGAGAAGGGGGAUGGAAACUCCUACUGGUGAGGAGACUGUGAUAGACAUUGACCUACAUUGCUGACAGAAGGUCAGAGGAAAAGAACUUUAGAAGAGCACUGAAAAGUUGGUUUAGUGUAAGGGAUGCCUCAAACAAGAACUAUUUUUCUUGGUACCACCUCACUUCCAACUGCUUUGGAAACUGCGCAACUGAAGAGUGGACAGGAACCAGCAUCUGCUCUAGACCUGUUGGUUUUCUUUGUGCUUUUUUUUCCUCAAUGCACCUUCACUUGCUGGAUGUGGUGAUACACUGUGAGUCCCGUUUACUGCAGAAUACCAGCCAGUGGUUGACUGGAAAAGCGCCAUAUUGGAAACCCUUCCAGUGUGGGUGUAACUGUGAUAUGACCAGGUUGAAAGCUCCUCGUGCCUGUGCCUGGUGGUAGCUCCUGGACUACCAAACCAUCAGAGACUAAGUGGACACACUGUCCAAACCAACCACCUUAAUCAUAGAUCCAAGACUUCUGCUUAUAUUUCAGAUGGGGACUGGUUCCAACUGGUUCCAUAUCAGGGCUAGAUGAAGAACUGGAUUAAGAGAUCAGGACUAAAGGACAGCUUUUAAGUUUGUGCAGAUCUAGAUAAUAAUAAUUAUUAUAAUAAUGUUGUAUAUCUAUAUUUGGUGUCAACCUGUGUGGUUUACAAAAUGAAAUGAAUCUUGGGUAAAUUUACAGCUGUCAAAAUGUUUGCACUUUGAAUAGAUCCUAGUUUUCUUUAUUGCGAGGUGGUCUGGGAAAACCCGCCAGAUGACAUUGAGGAUAAAUUUGGGAAAAGUGACAAAAAGGACAAAAAAUUAAGGUUUUGGCCAAAAUAGGAGUUUCUCUGCCUCCAGCAUAAUCAACAUAUCAUAAACACAUUGCACUAAAAUUACCUGGAAAUGGUUUUUACUUUUAGAACUCACCUUCCUGCAAAAAUCUUGCCAGGUAAGUUUCACAAACAUUGUGGUGAAAAAGGUUUUUAGCCAAGUUUUUUUUUCCCUCAAACGGUUAUCAAAAUUUGGAUAGCUUUUUGGCAUAACUGAAUGUAGCUGAAUCAAUUUGGUUUCAGAUAACGGCUGACAAAUUUCCCACGAUGCUCCUAUGCCACGUAUAAAAAUGCAGUUUUCUUCCUAUAAAAUGAUAGAAAUUCACCUGGGGUUGCAUUUCCAAGAAAAAGACAAAAGAACAAAAAACAAAACAAAAAGAAGGGGUUUCCCAGGCCGCUACACAAUUUAUGAUAUAUCUGUUUACUAUUUAGCCAAAAAAGACAGUCUAUGGACCAUUUCUAAUGAGAGUGUUGAGGGCGCUGGGGUAUUCUACAAGCAUGUGUACAAUUUUGUAUAUUUUUACAGGCUCAGGUUCAGUGAUCAGCUUGAUUGUAAUGAAGGACAGUCCAGUAAGAACCUUCCAGAACAACAACAAAUUACAUUUUAUAGAUUUUAGGUCAAAGUACAGCUGGCAUCGAUGAGGUUCACAUACAGAGAGUAAAAUUUGAAGAAAUAGAGAAAACGUUUUCAUUUCCAUAUUUCUCCAUGGCAAGACAGGGCUAGUUCUGCAUUUCCGUGCAUGUUCCUCAAAUUUCACAGCAGAAAUCCCCACAAAUAUUGCGUAGGCCCCCUCGGUACCAAGCCAGAAGUGAGGAGGCGUGCAUUAUUUCAACCAAACGGCUGUCAGUGUUUUAUUCCCUGCAACAAGCCACAUAAACAACACCAGCUGCUUCCCUUCAUAGCCUCGUCUUAAUGAGAGAGAGAGAGAGAGAGAGAGUGAGUAGUGGUGAAGGAGGGAGCUCUGUACACUCCUAACAGCUGGUAGACAUUUCGUUAUGCUGCAAGCCUUGGAGAAUUCCAGAACAAUGAAUAGUGUGCAGCACCUCCACGUGGUUUACUAGUUUUCAGAACAUUUAUUUCAAAAUAAAUAUUUUUGUUAGCGAGCACUGGAGAAAAUUUGAAGAGAGAGAAAGAAUGCUUGUUCUGCUUGUUCCCUGGUUCGUUCCUGUGCAUUUCGUAGUUCCCUUGUUCCAUAGCUUUGAGUGUGUUUCCUAGUUCCCACGUGCUAGUUUUUAUUCCCUAUUUUGAGUGUUUCCUAAUUUCCUUCUUUUGUGGCUUCCUCUUUUGCUAGUUUUGAAUGUUUUUUUCUAUUCUCCUCGUUCCCUGGGUUCUGAUUGUUUCGCCUAGUUUUCUUGCACCAAGUGACUUUCCCAGUUUCCAAGCUUUCAGAGUGCCUUUCUCAAUUAGCAAUAGUAGGAGAGAGGGAUGGAUUCAAAAAAAAGAAAAAGAAAGAGAGAGGACCUUUGUUAGAUAUUUCCAUUAGACAGAGUAUUGGCAUUUGUUUGCAGUACGCUUUUAAACUAAUCUCAUCUCGCCAUAUGUUCUUUCAAGCGUUUAAUAUUUUUAAUUAGUUAAUGGACCCGAUAGCAUUUAUUACAGCUGCUGGAAGUUUUCCUCCUUCGUUGCCCUGGAGAACGUAGUAAUGAGUGAAAGCUUUCUCCAGAGACUAAUUCCAGAAAGACUGGAUGCCAAAAUUUUUUUAUUCUCAGAUGACUUUUUUUUGUCUCCCUCUAAAAUUAAAACUAUUUUUGGCACUAAAUGAACCUCUUCUUUGGGCACGGGCAUCUCAGGGCUUGUGGACCAGUCACUGUCUUCUCAGAGGAGUUGUUAUCUCAUCCGUGUAGAGCAGAUUGCUCACAGUGGAUCCAGUCAGCCCACCACCGUCGCAUCCAUAGCACGCAGGAUUUUACAUCAAUUUUUCAGCCUUGUUUGGUUUGGACCCAGCAGGCCUCAGUUCAAACGCUUUCCUUAACAAAGGCAGCAUUGUCCCGACAAACCACCUAACGAUGCUUGACGUUCUGGCUAGUUUUAUCACCCCACACAGCUUAUGUAGGAGGUUCUGAUGUACACACUGUGUAUACUCGUGUAGAACAGGAGGAUGAUGAAGGCGAUGCACUUUCCUGUAUGAAUGUGGCACUAUACCUCAAUCUUAAAAUGAGUGUGCUGUUUGGAAAGAAAAAAUAAAAAGAAUGCAGACACGAACUGAAUAUUUUUUGCUUGAUGAAUUGGAAAUGCCCUUUUAAAGUAUGGUAAUAAAAUCUUAUUUUUCUAA